Molecule: messenger RNA, 894 nt
Organism: Diutina rugosa
Lineage: Eukaryota; Fungi; Ascomycota; Pichiomycetes; Serinales; Debaryomycetaceae
Exons: 1
Coding region: 1-894 (297 amino acids)
Molecular function (GO): 8-oxo-dGDP phosphatase activity
Source: RefSeq, a predicted model, not a curated record
AUGUCUCUCCUUGACGCCAUCGCCGCCGUCGAUGGCUUCCCCUACGACAACCUCCAGGGCUACAAAACGCUUCGAGGCCACGAUGGCACCGCCUUAGGCUAUGUCACCGAAGCGAUCGCAAAGCAUUUCGUUGACGAACCGGCAUUCUCCGUCACCGAUACCGAUAUCACGUUGGACGCCCAAUACGACAGCGUGGACAAGCGCAACCAGGUGUUCGCUGAUCUCGGUGCCCGCUGGCGCCAGCGAGAGCUGUUGGACGCGUUGUUGAACCGGCGGUGGCGCGAUGAGCUCUACACUGUAUUUGGUGCCGACCACAACGUCUACGUGUUGGUAGAACGGGCGCUCCUGACGCUUUUAGGAGUGGUAACUUACGGGGUUCACGUCAAUGGCUACCAAAAGAAAGACGGUAAGAUCUACUUGUGGGUACCUCGGCGCAGUGCUGACCGGCCGAUGUGGCCUGGGCUUUUGGAUAACACUGUCGCUGGCGGGUUGGGCUAUCCUCACGGUGUUGAAGCUACUUUGAUCAAAGAGGCGAUGGAGGAAGCUGGAAUUGAAGAACAAUACGUUAGAGACCACGCCACAGCCGCGGGAGUGGUGUCGUACUGUUAUUUGGCUGAAGGCAACAUUGUCCAACCAGAAGUGGAGUACAUUUAUGACUUAGUGUUUGAUGAUGAAACCAAGCCUAAGCCAGUGGACGGGGAACUGGAAGAUUUCCAGUUGAUGGAUGUGGAUACAGUUAUCGCCAAGAUUCGUCAAGGGGAAUUUAAACCCAAUUGUGGCCUCGUGAUUAUCGAUUUCUUGAUUCGUCACGGCAUCGUCACCGCUGAAAAUGAACCAAAAUACUUAGAGAUCGUCCAACGAAGCCACCGCCGCAUGCCCUUCCCGACAAGAUGA